UCAACUUGACGGCUCCGAACAGACAUGGGAAAACUUACAGAACUAUUGCUUCAUCCCGAUGAAUUGAAGGCGGCCAUUCAAUUGUCCAAGUACAGAAAACCUCUUUUCCCCAGAAACCUCCUCAAAGAGUCCGCUUCCACCAAAAGAUGCUACGAACUCUUGUAUAUCACCUCCAGAUCGUUCAAAGCGGUGAUUGAAGAAUUGCAUACCGAAUUGAAGGAUGUGGUCAUGGUGUUCUACCUUUUGCUCAGAGCUCUUGAUACGGUGGAGGAUGAUAUGACGUUGGACCCCAAGAUCAAGGUCCCGUGGUUGAAGUCGUUUACAGAUUUGCUCAAGUUGAAGGAAUACUCGUUCGAUAAAGUCAACGAAAAAGAGGUGGACAGAGUGACAUUAUUGGAGUUCACAGAGAUUUUGACCGAGUUCCACAAGUUGAAGCCUGCCUACCAAGAUAUCAUCACAGACAUUUGUAAGAGAAUGGGAGAUGGAAUGGCCAAGUACAUUUUGGAUGAACAGUUUAAUGUUUCGGGAGUGGCUACUCUCGAAGACUAUGACUUGUAUUGUUAUUACGUUGCUGGAAUUGUGGGCGAAGGGUUGACCAAAUUGUUUGUCGAGGCUCAGUUCGGGGACGAAGUGUUGUCUGAAAACAACUACUCCAAGGCCAUUUCGAUGGGAUUAUUCUUGCAAAAGACCAACAUCACGCGUGACUUCCGCGAGGAUUUGGACGACGGAAGGUCAUUCUGGCCCAAGGAGGUCUGGUCCAAGUACACCGACAGGUUGCCAGACUUUACAAGAACAGAUUCACCAGAAUAUCAGAAAAAAGGUGUACAGUGUAUAAAUGAGUUGGUAUUGAACGCAUUGGGCCACGUCGAGGACGUAUUGGUAUACUUGUCGCACGUCAAAGACCCAUCUUCAUUCAACUUUUGUGCCAUUCCACAAGUCAUGGCCGUUGCUACGUUGGAACUCGUUUACAACAAUCCUAACGUGUUGUACGAAAACGUAAAGAUCAGAAGAGGGACAACCUGCAAGUUAAUUUUAAACAGCAGAACAUAUCCUGGCGUAGUAAACAUCUUCAGACACUACUUGAGAAAAAUACACCACAGGUCCAAUGUGGAAGAUCCCCAUUACUUUGAAAUUGGUCUUAAAAUCGGCAAAUUGGAGCAGAUUUGCGACAUGUUAUACCCAGACCCCAAGCUCAUCCCCCCAGGAGUGACAGUGACCAACUCCUACCGCGAAUUAGCGGUCUCUCGACUGCAAAUAGAUGCUGCUACCCAAGAAGUCAUCGAUUUGGAGGCCUUCAAAUGCAAUUUGACAGUGGGGGCCGUGGUGGUGGUAUUGGCCGCAAUUGUGUACACAUGCGUAUCUAGUUUAUAGACGAGUUAAUUACUUUCAAUUAUCAUUAGUUAUCAAUUAACAGUAGUUC
This is a messenger RNA of Yamadazyma tenuis ATCC 10573, 1420 nucleotides long. NCBI's taxonomy places the organism in Eukaryota, Fungi, Ascomycota, Pichiomycetes, Serinales, Debaryomycetaceae. The record is from RefSeq and is a predicted model, not a curated record.